Molecule: messenger RNA, 3866 nt
Organism: Pungitius pungitius (ninespine stickleback)
Lineage: Eukaryota; Metazoa; Chordata; Actinopteri; Perciformes; Gasterosteidae
Gene: fkbp9
Product: FKBP prolyl isomerase 9
Exons: 10
Coding region: 158-1855 (565 amino acids)
Cellular component (GO): endoplasmic reticulum
Molecular function (GO): calcium ion binding; peptidyl-prolyl cis-trans isomerase activity
Source: RefSeq, a predicted model, not a curated record
UGCGUGAUUGUGCCUGUUCAGGGAACUGGGAGAGGGCGGGGGUUAGGACUUCUAUCCAAGUCGGAGUAGAGGAAACCAGCGGGUAACAAGGAGCCAGCACACACAUCCCAUUAGCCAGAGUUAUCUCCAUCGUCCGAGAAUUCCGUCGCCAGUGAAAAUGACCCAGUGCGUGCAGGGCAUGCUGUAUUUGUCGGUUCUGGUGGCGUUCGCCGCCUGCGACGCUCCUCCGGUACCGUUAGACGACAUCUUCAUUGAGAAGACUUUCGUGCCAGAGCAGUGUGUGCGCGCAGUCAAAGUUGGCGAUUUUGUCAGGUAUCACUACAACGGCAUGUUUCCGGACGGCAAGAAGUUCGACUCGAGUUACGACCGUGGCAGCACCUACAAUGUGUUUGUUGGCAAGAAGCAGCUGAUUGCAGGGAUGGACAAAGCUCUGGUGGGGAUGUGUGUCAACCAGAGAAGCCUGGUCAAGAUCCCACCUCAACUCGCGUAUGGGAAACAGGGAUACGGAGACAUCAUCCCUGCGGACUCCAUCCUCCAUUUCGACGUCCUGCUGCUCGACGUGUGGAACCCGGAGGAUGGCGUCCAGAUCAAAAGCUACCACACACCCUCCAACUGCUCCAGGAAGGUGGAGGUGUCCGACUACAUUCGCUACCACUACAACGGCACCCUGUUGGACGGCACGCUCUUUGAUUCCAGCCACACCCGUAUGCGUACCUACGACACGUACGUUGGGAUUGGGUGGCUGAUCGCCGGUAUGGAUCAGGGCCUUUUGGGAAUGUGCGUCGGAGAGAGACGCAUCAUCACAAUGCCGCCGUCCCUUGGAUACGGAGAGAAUGGAGACGGAACUGACAUCCCAGGACAGGCGUCCCUGGUCUUUGAUGUGGUUCUCCUGGACCUCCACAACCCCAGAGACGGGAUCGCAGUGACCAAUCAGAUUGUACCCGAGUCCUGCACGAGGAAGUCCGUUGCCGGAGACUUUGUACGCUACCACUACAACGGCAGCCUCCUCGAUGGCACAUUUUUCGAUUCCAGCUACUCUCGUAAUCGUACCUAUGACACCUAUGUGGGUCGGGGCUACGUGAUCGCCGGCAUGGACGAGGGCCUGAUCGGAGUUUGUAUCGGAGAGAGACGCACCGUCACCAUUCCGCCACAUCUCGGCUACGGAGAGGAGGGCACAGGCUCCAAGAUCCCCGGGUCGGCAGUCUUGGUGUUUGACGUUCACAUCAUCGACUUCCACAACCCGUCGGACAACGCCGUGGUCAACGUCACUCACAAGCCGGAAGAGUGUGAAAAGAAAACCAAGAAGGGAGACUUUGUCAAAUACCACUACAACGCGUCUCUGAUGGACGGCUCGUCCAUCGACUCUACAUUUAAUUAUGGAAAGACAUACAACGUCGUCCUGGGAGCCAACCAGGUAGUCCCAGGGAUGGAGGAGGGACUGAUGGACAUGUGUGUGGGCGAGAAAAGGCACCUUGUUAUUCCUCCUCACCUGGGCUACGGGGAGAGAGGAGUCGUUGACGAAGUCCCAGGGAGCGCCGUGCUGGUGUUCGACAUUGAGCUGGUUGAAAUGGAGGACGGACUUCCCGAAGGCUACAUGUUCAUCUGGAACGACGAAGUGUCAAACGACCUCUUCACCGACAUGGACAAAGACCAGAACAAAGCGGUGGAGCCCUCUGAGUUCACUGACUACAUCAUGAAGCAGGUGAACGAGGGCAAAGGCCGCCUGGCUCCCGGCUUCGACCCGUAUCGCAUCAUCGACAACAUGUUCUCCAACCAGGACCGCGACGGAGACGGAAAGAUCACGGAGGCCGAGUUCAAGCUCAAAGCGGACGAAGACUCCCACGACGAACUAUGACGGGACUGAGUGCGAAACUCAGAUCAGGGUGAAGGGUCGGAGGGGCGGGGGGGUUGUUGCGGUUGGUAGAGUAGAGUGAGACGGGGUCGCAAGUGUAUAAAGAGUAAUCCGGUGCGAAGCGAGAAAUGUGCUGAGAGAUUUAAUUUUUCAAUUUGGAAGAAUUGGAUGAUGUUCGAAGGAGUUCUCGGCUUUUAAGAGGGAAGUGAGAGGAAUGCGUGAAGAUUUAGGAAUGAGAUUAUUUUGAGUACUGUUGUGUUCAAAAGCUUUUAGGCUAGGACGAAGAACUCCAGGUCCCAUUGAGUUGUAAUAAAGUGGUUUUAAUAUAGAACUUGUGAUGCAGAUGUUUCCUGGGCUUUCACAAUGAACAGUCCACUACUGUCUCCUCUUCCGCCCGAGAACCUCGAACACAAGUUUUUCUACGCUUCAACAUGUAGGCGCCUCUCAUUGGUUGAAACGUCCUUAUGUCUGACAGAUUUAAACAGGAGUGCUGCUGGCUCUGGGUUUGGUUCAGAGUUGAGGUAAAGGCAUCAUUUCUCAUCUUCAUGUCCGUUCACGGGCAUUUACAAGCAUGCUGCUCAGUCCCGUCAUCUCCUUUCAUUCCAAAGAUUGGUGCUGAACCACAUUUGUCAUACACAAAUCAUGAUAGAGUCACAGUCUCACAGAAAGAAUGCAUGACCUAGGUCUCAAUAUACCUUUUGUUGACCCUCCGGGGUCACUGAGAAACACGUGCUAAGCUCGACUGUCUCCCACACUACUUGUACGACUAAUAUUUCAUAAAAAACGUCAAUCCCGUCAUGCAUAUACAGGGGAUACAAGACAUUUCCACACUAUUUAGUUCUAAAUAUUGGAAAUACUCAUCUGAGGUCAAUGAUGACGGUUUCUUUUUACCUCCGCUCUCGUUAUUUUUUUGUCUUGUGUUACGUAACAUUUGUUUUAUUUUUUGAAGGGUACAAAAGUUUGAAAGAACAAACCGUGUCCUCACUCCACGAUACCCGCAUUCAAAGCUCCAUUGUGACAUUUAUUGUUGUUAACGUUUUGUCUUAGAGUUGCAACUGGUUUAUUGAUUUAGAGCAGUUAGAAUGAUAUUUUAUUAACAUGGUUGACAGCUGAUACCUUUUUAAUGUGAGGAUGCAUUCAGUGUUUCUGUUAUUUUUUAAAUCAUCUAAAAUAACUCUGAAAUGUUCCAAAUGCUAAAAUGACUGGGGUUUGGAGUCUUUCAAUCACAUUUGGUCAAGUAUUGCUUGUUUUGUCUGCGUACAAAUGUCGACUUCGGGAUGCAAUUUAAGAUUCUGUGUGCGUGUGUGUGUGAGAAAGAGACAUAGUGUAAUUGUUGCAUUUUGUUUUACUUUUUUAUUCAGGAGAAUACAGAGGUCUGUUGCUGAAAAUGUCUACACAAAGUUUAAUUUGAUUAAAAGACCUCAUCUAACUAUAAGCCUAGAUUGAGUCUGUCUACCGUUUAAUUUUACCAAAAGCAUUAUCAUGUUUUCAGGCUGGUUUAAGCUUUUUAUGUUAUUUCUUCCGUCUUCUUCACUGUUUUUUAUCACGGUUCUUUAUGAGUGAUGAGAGUUUAUUUCACGAUUUCUGAGGAUUUCUGAGGAUCUCAACAUGUAAGUUGGGCGUUCAUUUAGCUCAUUGAUGGAGGUCAAUUUCUUGAAGAGCCACCUGGCUGAAGUUUCAAAAAGAAAAAGCCAAGUGACUCAUCAAUGUCUCGACUUAAGACCACUCUCUCUCUCUCUCCUUAUACUCUUUGGCGUAAUUUAGACUUGCCACACAAUAGCCUAUUUAUUGUUGUCUCCGUAAAGCACAUUGGUCAUUGCACCCACGUCAAUCCUCUGUCACCAAAGGAAAUUACAUCUUCAUCAUCUGAUGUCGUAAUUCUUUGACACUGUUCACCGUCUUCUUUGCAUAAUUUCUCACGCUGUCCACAGUUGACUAUUGUUUUUAUAUAGUUGCAUUUAUUGUGUAUAUUUGAAUGAAUAAAUACUUUGAAGAUGGACAAUAAGAAAACUAA